Molecule: messenger RNA, 2213 nt
Organism: Physella acuta
Lineage: Eukaryota; Metazoa; Mollusca; Gastropoda; Physidae
Product: protein phosphatase 1 regulatory subunit 3B
Biological process (GO): regulation of glycogen biosynthetic process
Cellular component (GO): protein phosphatase type 1 complex
Molecular function (GO): protein phosphatase 1 binding; glycogen binding
Source: RefSeq, a predicted model, not a curated record
AGCAUAGGCCACAUGCGCUUUUUUAUUUAAGUUUCAGCCUCACCACAGCUGAUCAACGUUACAGUAUUGAAAAAUUUGAAAACAAACUAAUGUACAGAUGAUUAGACGAACUGUAUAGAAUUGAGAACUACAUGCAACUUCAAACAGGUGUGAUUUUAAAGCGACUUAUACCAAGAACUGACAACAAUAAAAUCCGAGCUACAAGGACGAGAUUUAACUUCGUAGGUAAGAAGGUGUAGUAGCAUGGACGUAGAGUGGAGGAAUCAUUGGUUUUAUGAAGCGGACGGGGCGAACAACAACAUGUUGGACAACGAUUCAGAUUACACCAUCGGCCACAGAUCUGAUGUAUUCAACAACAAUGACAUAGCUGAAGCAAACUGCGGCGCCAACAACAACAGCAACAAGAACAACCACGACAACAAAGCUGACUGCGACAUAAAUGCGAAUACAAGCAAUCCUUUCCUGAAGUGUGUAGAUACAUGUAUUAAGAAUUCGAAAUGGAAAAACUUUCCAAUGCUCGAUUUUUUUCAAACCGCUCCUGAGGUUUCUAAUUCUAGAAUACCCAUGGAUUUCUCCCCUUACCUGCUGUCUGCCAGCCCACCAGGGUCAGGAUUUGACUUUAUGGGGUACUCCAGUCAAAACACUCACAGUCAUGUAGGCUUGGAUUCUUCCUUGCUACACGGUACCUGUCCUUUUCAUUAUAAUUCUAUGCAAAUGGCACCAGAGUCAAAUCUCAACAAGAGGAGGAAUGCACCUCUUAAAUCAAUCAUAAUUAAAUCUGAGAGUUCCAGUGAUUCUGAAGGUGAUGUUCCAACACCAGAAAGUCCUCAUUCCCCUGGGAGGAUUCAGAAAAAAGUAUCAUUUGCAGACCAUAAGGGUUUGGCAUUAGCACAGGUGCGAUUUGUUAAAGAGGGUCCUGAUGAGCCCCCCCACCUCAAUCCUGAAAUAUUAUCGUCCUUAACACUUGGUGCUAAUGCAGAUGUUACAGGCAAGCCUCCUAUCAAACUAUGUUUUGCCCAGCCAGCAUCAGACUACUUGGCAUUCAGAGACAAAAUCAACAAGGAGUUGGUGUCCUUAGAAAAUGUCAUACUUAGAGACUACACUGUUGAGGGUACCAUCAAAGUAAAAAACAUUGCAUUUGAGAAACAUGUUUUUGUAAGGCUGUCCUUAGACGAGUGGGAGAGUUUUGAAAACAUUGAUGCAUCUUAUGUGCCUGGGCCUGGCUUGAGCUACUCAGAGCCAUAUGACACUUUCUCCUUUACUAUGGAAAUCUCUCCAACUUUUGACAUUUCCAAGAAAAUUCAAUUUGCAGUGUGCUUUGAAGAAAAUGGUAAUCAACACUGGGACAGCAAUGGUGGGAAAAAUUAUUGUAUUAUUUCAGAAAAUUAUGAAUCCUGCAACAGAUCAUUACAGCAGAGCCCAUAUUUCAACCCAAGGUGGCUGCCAGAAAAACAAACAGAAGCUUGGACAGAGUUUUCUGUCUGGAGAGAUGUUGACUCGUCAAGUCCUUACUACUGAAGACACACUACACUUGUUACUGUUGCAAACCCCACGAGCAAGCUUCUAACUUGUCUCACUCAGCACCCAAGCUGCAAACUUAGUUUAAGCAUUCAGUGCUUGUAUAAGCUAAGAAGAGUGCAAAACUAACCAGUAACCCAGUUAAGGGUUUUAACAAAGAUAUAUCAACGUUUCUACUUCCAGUAGAUACAUCCCAACCGUAGCCAAAUGUGUAGUUUUGAGCUAACACUAAAUAACACAUUUUAAUCAUACCAAAGCAUUAUGAAUGUUGCCAUUGUACUUAACUUACCCAUGCAAUAUUUUAGUUGUUCCCUCAAUUUUUUAUAGACUGUCUACUGUCUGUGUAAUUAAAGAAAUAUGAGGGCUGGCCUUUCUUGAGUGCAUUUUUACAAUAAGAUUGAUGGUAUAUUUUUUAAUCAGUGUACACAACAACAUUUAAAGAGAGAGAGAGAGUAAAUUGAUUUGUAUGUAAUUUGCUCAAUUAAAAAAAAAAUAAUUACUCAAGCUCUUUAUGUUUAUUGCUCGUUAAAAAUGGUAGGGUCUGCUUGUCAUAUUUUUUUGUUUGUUCUGCCAGAUAUGAUUGUAACAAGUUAAAAAUUGUUUUGCUGAAGUAUUAUUAGUCUUUUUUGUUUCAUGUGUAAAAAUGCAAAAAUUAAGGUUAUUAUUACGUGUGUGUGAAUAUGUAAAUGUUAACA